Messenger RNA from Momordica charantia (bitter melon), 3265 nucleotides. Its product is annotated as receptor-like protein EIX2. The record is from RefSeq and is a predicted model, not a curated record. Gene Ontology annotation, molecular function: protein binding. NCBI's taxonomy places the organism in Eukaryota, Viridiplantae, Streptophyta, Magnoliopsida, Cucurbitales, Cucurbitaceae.
UCCUUCCCACUUUGUACGCAGAUGGAUAGAAACAAAUUUUCAAGAGCCUUUGAAAUUCUCGUCCUCCUAUCACUUUUCAUGGCAACCAAUGAACUAUGCAUCGAAACAGAGCGAGAUGCACUUCUGAGACUCAAACAAGAGCUUCAAGACUCAUCAAAUCGUCUCUCAUCCUGGAUGGUUGGAACAGAUUGUUGUCAAUGGGCCGGAAUUCGCUGCGACAACUCGACCGGCCAUGUCGAAGAACUCGACCUUGCAAACACUGAAUUUGAAGACAUGAAUUCUUUCGAAAGCCACAAGUUAAAGGGAAACUUAAGCGACUCCAUCUUGAAUUUGAAGCAUAUAACGCAUAUUGAUCUUAGUUAUAAUGACUUUGAAGGGAGACAGAUUCCAAGCUUCUUGGGGUCACUUGUAAGUUUGAAGUAUCUCAACCUCACAAGUUCAGGAUUUCAAGGAUUGAUACCUCAUCAACUUGGAAAUCUAUCAAACUUGCAACAACUGAGUUUGCGAGGUAAAUUGUUGUACAGUGAAGAUCUUCAAUGGCUUCAAGGGCUUCCUUCGUUGUUGAGCUUGGAUUUGAGCCACACAAAUCUCAGUAAAGCUACAAAUUGGUUGUUGGAGAUCAACAAGCUUCCUUGUUUGGUGGAAUUGCAUUUGUCCAAUUGUGAGCUGAAUCAUAUCACUCAUUUGAGCCAUGUAAAUUUCACUACUUCUCUCUCCAUUUUGGAUGUUUCAUCAAACCAUUUCAAUUCAUUCAUACCCAAAUGGAUAUUCAGCCUUGCUAAUCUUGUUUCACUUGAUCUUAGUGGUAGUGAUUUCCAUGGUCCUCUUCCUAGAGGUUUUUCAAACUUGACAUCCCUUCAAACCCUCAACAUAGCCUCUAACAACUUAAAUUCUUCACUACCAAAUUGUUUGUUUAGUAUUUCCACAAUUUCUUCUUUAGAUCUCUUAGAUAAUUACUUUGAAGGUCCAAUUUCAUGUGAUUUUGGAAACUUGUCAGCUCUUACAUAUCUCGAUCUUUCUUUCAAUGAUUUCAAUUCCAGUACCAUACCCAGUUGCUUAUAUUCUCUCCAUAAUCUUCAAUAUUUUCACCUUUCAUAUCUUGGCUUUCAAGGGAAGAUCUCACGUCGCAUUGCCAAUCUUACCAAUUUGGUUUCUCUUGACCUUUCAUACAAUGAAUUCAAUGGCAGCAUACCAAGAUCAAUAGGAACUCUUUGCAGCUUGAGGUUCAUUUCUUUGCAGCAAAACAAAUUUAGCCACGAAUUAUCCGAAUUACUCGACAACUUUUCGGGUUGCGUUAAGGAUAGUUUGAUUUUUUUGAAUUUACGGAGCAGUAACAUUUCGGGUCGUUUUACAAAUCAUAUUGCUAAUAUGAGAAAUCUGCAAACUCUUUACCUUCAGAGUAACUCCAUUUUUGGCCCAAUUCCAGAAUCAAUAGGAAAUUUGUCUUCAUUGGAGCUUAUAGAUCUGUCUCACAAUGAAAUAAAUGAAACUCUUCCAAAAAGCAUGGGAUCUUUGUCGAGUUUACAAGUACUGAAAAUUUCUUAUAAUCGCAUGGAAGGCAUUAUAUCGGAGGUUCACUUUGCCAAUCUCAUGAAUCUAAGAUAUUUAGAUAUGUCUGGAAACAAUUUGACAUUAGUUUUCCUGGUUGGGUGGAUUCCUCCUUUUAAUCUUACACAAAUAAGGUUAAGAUCUUGCCACGUAGGUCCCAAAUUUCCAAAAUGGCUCAAAUCACAAAACAGUGUUGAUAGUAUUGACCUAUCUAAUACUGGAAUUUCAGACACUGUUCCAAAUUGGUUUUGGAACUUGUCUACAACAUAUUCAUUCUUGAAUCUCUCUCAUAAUCAACUGUCGGGUAGAAUUCAAAAUAUCGUUCUUAAUAUUAAAUUUGUGUACCUUGGUUCUAAUAAAUUUCAUGGCAACCUGCCUCGAAUAUCUGCUAGAGUUUUGGAGCUUGAUCUUUCCAACAAUUCAUUCUCUGGAGACAUUUCUCAAAUCCUAUGUCGUUUUAAGAGAACUCAUAAUGAAUUGAACAUUCUUCAUCUUGAGAACAAUCUUUUAUCUGGCAACAUUCCUGAUUGUUGGAGGAAAUGGAAUUCCUUAAAGAUUGUGAAAUUGGGUAACAAUAACUUGUCUGGCAAGCUACCAAGUUCUAUGGGUUCUCUCAGCAACCUACAAUCAUUGCAUCUACGCAACAACAAUCUUGUGGGAGAAAUUUCUCAAUCCUUUGAAAAUUGCUUGGAAUUGAUAAUAUUAGAUCUCAGCUUCAAUGCAUUUCAUGGAAGCAUACCAGCAUGGAUUGGGACAAAUCUUUCCAAACUUGUUGUUCUUAUGCUUCGAUCCAAUCAGUUGAGUGGUUUAAUCCCAAAUGAACUUUGUCAUCUCUCGUUUCUUCAAAUCAUGGACGUUGGGAUUAACAACUUAAUUGGGUCCAUACCACAUUGUUUUGGCAAUUUUACAGCCAUGGCUAUCAAGAUGCGUUUCUUUAAAGACAUCUCGUAUGUUGUUGGUGAUUAUCGCGGUGAAUUGUUGGAGAAGGCAUAUGUAAUGACCAAAGGAAGAGAGUUUGAAUACGACAGUAUCCUUGGCCUCGUGACGAGCAUGGACCUUUCAAACAACAACCUAUCGGGAGAAGUCCCUCGAGAAAUCACCAAACUCGUUGUAUUGAGAUCUUUGAAUCUCUCGAGAAAUCAUCUCAGAGGAAGUAUUCCACGAGAGAUUGGAAGCAUGAAAGACUUAGAAUCUCUCGAUCUUUCAAGAAACCAACUCUCAGGGCAGAUACCACCAAGCAUGUCGGAGUUGACGUUCUUAAAUUACUUGAACUUGACUUACAACAACUUGACAGGUCCCAUACCAAGCAGCACACAACUGCAAGGCUUGGAUCCGUCCAGCUUCGUAGGAAAUGAGUUAUGUGGACUACCGUUGACGAACAGUUGUCGAGAGGAAGGGACGAAACAAGAAAGAAAAAACGGAGAUGCAAAGGAAGAUGAUGAAGAUUAUAUUGACAACUGGUUUUAUCUAAGUUUGGCAAAUGGUUUCGUGGUUGGGUUUUGGGGGAUUUGGGGUCCAUUGUUGAUUAGUAAGACUUGGAGACAUGCCUAUUUUAGGCACUUGACCACCCUGUGGCGAAAAUUGUGUUGAUACUAUGUGUUUUGUUGCAAAUAGUGUGUCUUAUUAAUUACUUUUGAAAUAUUUUCAUCCAAGUAAUAAUGAACAAACUAUAUGUAUUUGUGAUCAUGUAAAAUGUGAAUAAAGUGUUUUCAAAAUA